CAGUCACCCAUGUCCAAGAAGAAGCAAAAGAAUUAUUACUUAAAGCCGAAGAAUGGAUCGAUGGGACAAAAGCUUAUGGGCCUAUUGAUUACUCGAUUUCUAUUGAAGAAGUGCUUGUUUUGGUCCAAGAAGUUAAGAAAGAUGACUUUGAAAAAGGAACUGCUCAAAAUAUCGCACAGAUUCAUAGUGCCAUAGAGUCACGAAAACGUAGAAUUGAGGUAGACCCGAGAGAUGAAGAAGUUCCUGUUGUAAUGUAUGGAAUCGUUACAAAUGCAUUACAAUGGUAUUUUCUUCGUUGGGCAGGUUCAUCAGAUGAUCCAACAGUUGAAUUAUCCGGUCCGCAUAUUUGUGAAUUCGACAGUAAUACUAUGGAACAAGUAAAGAUAAUUCUUAGUUGUAUUGCCUCCAUCCUCCAAUAUCAAGUCCGAGGAUAUGACGAUGACUCAAAACGUACCCGUAUUAAGAGGCGUCGUACUAAUUAG
Messenger RNA from Scutellospora calospora, 482 nucleotides. Lineage: Eukaryota; Fungi; Glomeromycota; Glomeromycetes; Diversisporales; Gigasporaceae. The record is from the annotation of a GenBank genome assembly.